AUGGAAGAUACGCCGGUGCUCACGCGCCGGCGCCGAAGGGAGCGGCCGAUGCUCGUCUGUCUCGAAUGUCAUCGCCGAAAACUGAAAUGCAAUAAGCAGCGGCCCUGCGACCGGUGCUCAAAGAACAAUCCCCCGCUGAAAUGCACGUACGUGAGACCGGUCCACGGCAGCGCACCGAAGCGAUCGCCCCGUGAGCAGCAGCAGCGGCAGCAAGCAUCCACGGAUGGGGAACGAGGUCCCGACGUCAGGCAUACACCAGGCCACUCCGACGACCAGGUAGAUGCAAGACCCGAAAGCAUAUUGCCUGCUGUGAAUCGCAGCGCUUCAGCUUCCGAGUCUCGGGACAGAAGCGUAAGAGACGAUGACGCGGAUUCACCGACUCCUGGGGCCCAAGAGGGCUUGCUUGAUGGGAACGCAGACGCGCUGGGUAUGUCCGAGAACGCCGGGGCGCCGACCGUAAAGCCGAGCAAACUCAAUUCGAGAAGAACGUGGUACGGGCGUAGUAGCAACCACUGGCUUUUCCCAAAGUUCCAGCAUAUCAUGGCUCUCAUGGGCCGAGCCGGGUUCUCUUUACCUGGCGGCCGGUUUACAACUUUCAAUGAGCUCAAGACUUCGUUGUACCAGCGCCGAACCCUCUUUCUCGGAGAGACCCAGGGGCCCCAACUAUCCAUGUUUGAAGAGUUUCCACCAAGGAGCACAACGGAGUUUCUAGUCCAGCGAUAUUUCGACACUUUUGGCUCCGUCUUUGCGCUCUUACAAAAGCCAAUUUUCCAAGAUCAGGUCUUGAGAUUUUGGGAAAAGCCUGAGAGCGUGCCCAUUUCCGACUGCAUACAAAUCUUGCUGGUCAUAGCCAUUGGAAAUGGUACUCUAGACAUCAACAGCGGCCGAUUGCCGGACACCAAGAUUGAGGGGUGGUGGCAUCUCAUCCUAGCGUGGCAGGGCGUCGCCCUUCGUUCGAACCCUUGCGAUGUCAGCACUCUCCAAGCAUGCUGCUUGAUUGACAUCAUGAGGCAGGUCUACAGCCUGGAUUCUACCGCUACUUGGUCCUCAUCGGGUAUGCUGACGCGGAACGCCAUGGUGGCAGGCCUGCAUCGCGAUCCCUCAGUCACAGGAGACCGCCUUACAAAGGACGAGCUAGAGACUCAACAAAAUCUCUGGUACACGAUCCUGGAGCUAGAUUUACAAAGCUCAAUGAAUGAGGGGGUUUUGACAACGAUAGGGCCUGACGACUGGGAUAUGUCAUUACCAACACCUCCAAGAUCAGGUGGCAGCGUCGCCGGAGGUGACUCGUCACCUGUGGGCUACUUGAUUUUGACUCUGAGAACGCGUAUGCGUAUCGCCAACUUUCUCAAUGACAUCAGAUGCUCCACGAAAUACGACGAGGCUUCAAAGUUGCAGGAGACAUUUGAAGCUGCAGCACAUCCGCUGCUAGCAGACAGCUCUCCUGACCGGGGAAAUUUUGCUCUAUGUUUCUCAGCCAUUCUUUGUCAGAGGUCAUUACUUGCUCUUCACUUACCAUUUGGCAUUCAACGAAGCUCCACGUUGGCGUUCUCGCACACCUUGUGCGUCAGCACCGCCAUCUCCAUCCUCGAGACCAUUGAUCCUCCCAACAAACUGGCCAAAGCAUAUGACGUGGGUGGACUGGUGAACAUGAUGAGGACCUCCGGAUCUCUGUUUCGUACAGUGGCCCUACAAGCCGUGUUGUUCCUCUGUUUUCAGCUAGAAGUGUCCAUCACUGACAACAAGCCCUGGACGUUAAUCGCCGAGCUUCGAGACCGGAUCAUAGAUAUUAUCGACCGCUACGCCCUCAUUGCCGAAAGGAGGCUCGCGACGCAAGACUUUGUAGGGAAGGCUUUCAUCAUCGCCAACAUGGUAUCGGCGAAAGCCAAGCUUGUGAGGAUGGGACACAGCGGAGCGGAGAUUGAUGCGGCUAGUCCGGCUAUGGCCAAGGACAUCGCCGAGGUGUGCUUCGCCAUCUUCCGCAAUCGGCCGGAUAUCCCUGGCCCUGUUCCCGAAGACAUGACACCAAUGUCGAUAAUGGAAUGA
Colletotrichum costaricense is the source of this 2046-nucleotide messenger RNA. RefSeq lists its product as uncharacterized. The coding region runs from base 1 to 2046 and encodes 681 amino acids. NCBI's taxonomy places the organism in Eukaryota, Fungi, Ascomycota, Sordariomycetes, Glomerellales, Glomerellaceae. Gene Ontology annotation, molecular function: zinc ion binding; RNA polymerase II cis-regulatory region sequence-specific DNA binding; DNA-binding transcription activator activity, RNA polymerase II-specific. The transcript is spliced from 2 exons. The record is from RefSeq and is a predicted model, not a curated record. Gene Ontology annotation, biological process: DNA-templated transcription; regulation of transcription by RNA polymerase II. Gene Ontology annotation, cellular component: nucleus.